This is a messenger RNA of Lytechinus pictus (painted urchin), 6083 nucleotides long. Its product is annotated as cadherin-23-like. The record is from RefSeq and is a predicted model, not a curated record. The coding region runs from base 218 to 5710 and encodes 1830 amino acids. Gene Ontology annotation, cellular component: plasma membrane; catenin complex. Gene Ontology annotation, molecular function: calcium ion binding; cadherin binding. Lineage: Eukaryota; Metazoa; Echinodermata; Echinoidea; Temnopleuroida; Toxopneustidae. The transcript has 40 exons. Gene Ontology annotation, biological process: homophilic cell-cell adhesion.
ACACACUCAAAUAGCGGAGCCACAAUGCACCACGACAAAGGCGCUGCACCUGCUGCUAACCCAACGUCCGGGCCCAACGUGAUCAUAACUUUCAACCAAUCAGCUGCAGCCGACCAACUCAGAUGUGCUCUGGAGUAUUAAGGAGAACAAACUGAUGAUGUGAUAUCCACCCAUUGGACAGAUUAUCAUCCACUCUCCAAGAUUGUAACCAACCAAUAUGUCUUGCCUAUUUACCAUUUUAUUGCUAGCAUCUUCUGUGUCCUUCGGUCAGGGAGCUAUAGUUUUUGAUGAAAAUUUGGCAAAUGAACAGAUUUCUGAGGGCUUAGAAAUAGGUGCAUAUGUAGGAACUAUCAAGGCUAUAGACACUAAUGAUCCAGAUGCAGCGUUUGUAUAUGGUAUUUUUGACUUGACUAGUUCUCCUGAUGCCUAUGACUACCUAGAGGUUGAUGGAGCAUCUGGUGCUGUGACCAUAAAGGUUAAACUAGAUUAUGAGAUCUUCACUAGCAUGUCUGUCCAAUGGUCAGCAGACAGUACAAGGUCUGCUCCAUUAACAUUGUAUAUCACGGAUGAGAAUGAUAAUACACCCAAAUUUCAAAAUGAAUCAUAUUCUACAGAGAUAUCAGAGGAUAAGCCAGUUGACACUACUGUUGCUAAGGUAACUGCUACAGAUGGUGAUACUCGGGAUACAAUAACAUAUAGCCUUUCUAAUUUUACUGCAAAUUGUGAAAUGGAGGACUUCCGGGUAGACAGCACUUCAGGUGAAAUUAUAGUUGCUAAGAAAUUAGAUUAUGCUUCGGUUGUGCAGUAUACAGUCUGUGUAAUAGCAGCAGAUGGCAGGGGUCUGGACGAUAGCACAACAGUGGUUAUCUCCAUCAGAGAUGUGCAGAACCAACCCCCUGUUUUUCUUGGUCAGCCUUACGAUAAAACCAUCCUGGAAAAUGCCGCAGUGGAUGAUGUCGUUCUAACAGUUGUUGCAAACGAUGGAGAUCUUGGUGUGAAUCCCAGGAACACAAUAAAUUACACUUUGAUUGAUGAUGCUGAGGGCACAUUUUCUGUGCAAACAAAUGGAGAUAUUGUGGUAGAGAAGGAACUAGAUCGGGAGACGGAACCAAUAACUCAACUUUAUACCUUGAUCGUUCAGGCAAUUGAAGAUGAUAGCUCCCAGCCAUUUGCACAGAUUAAUACAAACACAUCAAUCUACAUUCGUCUCUCAGAUGUCAAUGAUAACAUUCCUACGUUCAACAAAGAAGGACCAAUUGACACAAUCAUCCCUGAACACUCUCCACGUGGAACUCAACUUGAUUUUGGUCUGGAGGCUUUUGAUCUUGAUUCAGGUGACUCGGGGAGAAUCAUUAUAUCGCUUGAAGAUGAUGAAGGUGUAUUCUAUCUAGCAUCACAUACCAUUUUAAACAGUGGGGUGGUUGACAUUAGGGUCGAUAAUUCAACCGCAUUGGACUUUGAAAGGAUUUCCGAAAUUACAUUCCAUAUAAAAGCUUCAGACUCUGAGACUCAGAACUCCAGUGAUAUCACAGCUGUAGUGAUCUUGACAAACAUCAAUGACAACACUCCAACAUUCAGUCAAGAUCAGUAUGAUAUAGCCUUACCAGAGAACUCCCCUGAGGGCACCUUUGUUAUCCAGCUGGAGGCUACAGAUGCUGAUAAGGACUCUGACUUGAACUAUGAACUUCUAGGCUACAACAACGGGUGGUUUGCCAUAGAUUCCUCCUAUGGCAACAUAACUGUAUCUGCAGAUGCUGAAUUUGAUGCCGAGCUAUUGAGUGUCUAUUUUCUAACAUGUGUGGUCAGUGAUGGAGAAAGGUUGUCUACAGCUCUGCUGAAUGUUACCGUAACUGACAUGAACGAUAAAGCUCCUGUCUUUCAGUCAGAAGACUACUCUGUUACCAUUCCUGAAUAUAAUUUAGAUGACUUGGGUGAACAAGAGCGUCAAAUUCUACAGGUUGUGGCAACAGAUGCGGAUAGCUAUGAAGUGAACAGGGUUUUGACCUACUCCAUUGAGAGCGGGAAUGAGGAUGGAAAGUUUGAUAUUGAUUCCACCUCUGGGAUGAUAUUUAGGAAUGCUAGUAUAGAUCGUGAAACAGAAGCUGCAACCUAUGAAUUGUUGGUAAUGGCAACGGAUAGUGGAUCACCUCCGUUGAAUGGCACCACUGAUGUGAUUAUAGCAAUUGAGGAUGUGAACGACAAUGAUCCAUUAUUCUUGGAGGAUGUUUACACUGCAGAAGUUGCAGAGAAUGCUGCUUUUGGAACGAAAGUGGCCAACGUCACAGCAGUUGAUGCUGACGUCGACAGCCUGGCUGUGCUGUACACAAUAGAAGAAGCCAGUCCAUUUCUGGUGAAUCAGGAGGGAAUAAUUACACUAGGUGGGACCGUGGAUUACGAGGUACAGAUGACGUACAACCUCACCGUGACUGCUACGGAUCGGGAGGACACAUCCAGACAAGACUCCUGCCAAGUUUUGAUAGCAGUAGUGGAUGUGAAUGAUGAAAGUCCAGUGUUUAAUACAACCUCACCUUCUUCGUUGUCAGUCAAUGAGAGUGCUACAUUUUGUGAUAGCCCUACUGGAUCUGAUGACUGCGCAGUUCUAAUCACUCUGGAAGCCUCAGACCCAGAUACCAAUGCAGAUCUGAGCUUUUCCAUUUCAACGGUCAUAGGGUAUGAUGAGAAUAGCAAGAUGGUAGAAACUAACUUUUCAAGCCAAUUUGGAGUGGUCAGUGGGACGGGCGAGGUCUUUGUCCGGACAGAGCUUGAUCGAGAAACUGUUCAACGUUUUGACGUCACCGUAGGGGUCAAGGAUUUAAACGCAAUGGGAGAUCAGACUGACUCAGCCGAACUUGUGAUCACAGUGUUGGACGUCAACGACAAUCCUCCCGAGUUUAUCGAGCUCCCAGAUAGCUUCACUACUCCAGAGACUGAACAGGUGGGCAUGGUAAUCUCUGUGGAUAUUCUCGCUGAUGACAUAGAUGCUGGAGAGAACGGCAGGGUCAUCUAUGGGCUUCUGGAUGAUGCUGAUGGCCUUGUGAGGAUUGAUCCUGACACAGGCAUUCUUAGUGUGAACAAUCCUAUUGACAGGGAAAUGAAUGAUUCUCUGACUAUAAUAUUGUAUGCUAAGGAUUCUGGAGAUCCACCUCUGAAUACCACAAUAACACGUCAGAUCUUCAUCACUGAUGUUAAUGAUGAGCCACCGGUGUUUAAUGAGACACUUUCAAGUGAAGCAAACCUUCUUGAGGAUGCGGCCAACGAGACGUGGGUCUUGACAGUGCACGCUACUGAUAAAGACUCCGACUUUGGGGAAUUAACUUAUUUCAUUUCAGCUGGGGUUGGUGCAGAGGAUUUUGAAAUAGAUCCUGAAAAUGGAGAGAUUACUGUCCAGAAGGAGUUAGAUCGAGAAAGACAGUCUGUUUAUACCUUGACCGUAGUGGCAAGUGAUGGUACCAGACAAGACAAUCUAGAGGUGACAAUCAACAUUCUAGAUGUGAAUGAUAAACAUCCAGUAUUCACAGAGAGUUUCCCUGAAAGUACAGUGAUUUCAGAGACUGCCGCGCCUGGAUCUAGUGUAGCGGCCAUCAUUGCUACAGAUGAUGACGAGCCAGGAACCAACAACUCGGAAGUACGUUACUCUAUGAUCAAUCAUAAUAAAACAGAUUUCUUUAAGAUCAAUUACGAGACAGGUGUGGUCACUCUUAAUACGAGCACCACCGAUAGCCUCAUACCAGGGGUUUAUGUUCUGGAGGUGACAGCCUUUGACCUUGGAAUUCCCCGUCGUGAGAGCAAACCCAAGGACUUCCGGGUCAUUGUCACAGACUACAAUGAUGAAGCACCUGUAUUUGUCAAUCCCACACAGGGGUCCAUAGUCUAUGUAAAUGAGAGUUAUUCAGGUUAUAUAACCACAGCUGAGGCAACUGAUGGAGAUUCGGGUGACAAUGGUGUUGUAACAUUUGAAUUUGACACUAGUCUAGGUGCCACAAAAGACUACCAAUAUUUCACCAUUAACAAUAUAACCGGUGAAAUCAACAUAGUGGAAGAAACUGACAGGGAGACAAAAGAAACCUAUAUUCUUGGAAUUAUAGGAAAGAAUGCAAGGUCUGACCCCAUACGUACAUCCCAGGUUACCUUCUCUGUUCAAGUCAACGAUACAAACGAUAAUGAGCCCGCUUACUGGGGAGAGGGCACUGGUCCCAAUGGCCCACAGGAACCUCCAGAACCUCUGCAGCUUGAAGUACAGGAGAACCUAGAAGGUGGAACCUUUGUAGGAACAGUUCCUACAGCAAUAGACCUUGAUAGUGAUCCCAGUUAUACUCAGAUCUUCUACUUUAUAGUCGAGGGAACAAAUGAAGACUAUUUUUAUCUGGAUGAAGUCUCUGGAAAUCUCACCCUCUUGCGGCCCAUUGAUCGUGAGGUUAGGCCACAGUUUUCUCUGGUUAUCAAGGCUGUCAGUGAUCCUGAGUUUGUUCCCCAAGAGAAUGAACCGUAUGACCCUCUGUCAGAUGGAACCUUGGCUAGAGUGACUGUCUUGGUGACCGACGUCAACGAUAGUCCUCCGAGGUUUGAUGCAGAUCGAUAUACGGCAGGUGUGCUGUUCUCGACACCAUUUGGAGUGGAGAUCAUUACCGUCAAUGCAACAGAUCCGGAUGUAGGCAGCAGUGCAGUUGUAGAGUAUGAAAUUCUCUCUCAGACAUCAUACGGAUUUGAUACAGACGGCAACUUGAAGAGUUCACCUGUGAAUGUAUUUGGAAUCAAUAGUUUUGGCCAGGUGAUUAACAGCGUCAUAUUCCAAGACAGUGUGGACAGCUAUUACAUUGUGGAACUGCAAGCUACAGACAGUCUAAAUGGUGACUUUAAAGACAAUGCUACAUUAUCGGUAUAUUUGAUGACUGAAACUGACCAAGUGAGUGCAAUAUUUGCAGAUGAGCCAGGCAAUAUCAGAGACAGACAGAACGAAUUCAAGCAACUUCUGGAAGAAAUCAUGGAAGAUGUAGGAGGAUAUGACGAUGUUUCUGUUAACAUUGACUCCUUAGAUUUUGAGUUGGAUGGUAACAGUCUUCCUAUUCCAAAUAGGACUGAGAUGUUACUCCAUGUUGUAGAUGAUCUAGAAAAUAUAGUCAUUUCUCCAGCAACAGUACAAGAAGUUAUUGAUGAUGCAUAUGGAUAUACAGAAGAACUGCUUUCUUUUCAUUUGAUUGAAGUUGAGUUUAAAACCAAGCAAGUUGAGCCUGAUGUUCUAACAGCCUUACAGACUGCUAGUUUUGCUCUAGCAUUUGUGAUGUUCCUCAUUCUUGUCCUUCUCAUCAUUGUCUUUUAUCUUAGUGUUACCUCGUAUAAAAGGCAGAUACGAGCAGUAACGAUUGAUCUUUAUGGUGCUGGUGAGAAAAAAGAGGCUCGAGCUCCUGGUACUAACAUGUUUGCGGAGAGCAAAAAUCCUAUAUACAAUCCUAAGGCUACAGAGGUCAAAGAACCGCUCAGUGAUGAGGAUGAAGCAGGCAAAGAAGCAAAGGAAAGCCUUCAACCCAAAGAAGAAGAAUUCCAAGAGGUUGAACUCAGCUUUGAUGUGGAGCCAAACUAUGAAGACAUUGGAGAAGGAAAUAAUCAACUUCUUGAUGAUGUUCUAGACAAAUAUGAGAAACAAGCGCAUGUGAAUCUGGGAUUUGACCAAGGAGAAUCUAAUAACCAAAAUCUUUACAUAUCUGAUGUAUAACAACUCUACUUUUCCUUGGAUCACCCAUCAUGCAAGAGAGAUGCCACAGCACCCCCCCCCCUGUAACCCAAUGUUUUAUCAAUGCAGAAUCUGACAAAUACAUUUGAGCAGGAUUCCAACUAUAACCUAAAUCAAAGCUCAAAAUGGUUAAUACUUUUCUAUAUUUCACAUUACAUCCAACUUGCAGCGAGCCCUUUUUGGACAAAGUAAAAUCAUGUUAAAUAUUAGUGCCAAUUUAUGCAGGAUAUUUGUCUCUUUAAUGCAUCUAUUAUCAAAAUGACUGAAAAUAUUCAUUUAUGUGUAUAGUAAGUAUACUUUCUUCUCCUAAUAACGAAGACUAGAAUAAUGUUAUUGUUUAUCUUUCUAUGUGUUG